Paramacrobiotus metropolitanus is the source of this 3996-nucleotide messenger RNA. RefSeq names its product terminal nucleotidyltransferase 4B-like. The transcript is spliced from 9 exons. Lineage: Eukaryota; Metazoa; Tardigrada; Eutardigrada; Parachela; Macrobiotidae. The record is from RefSeq and is a predicted model, not a curated record. Gene Ontology annotation, biological process: RNA 3'-end processing. The coding region runs from base 956 to 3115 and encodes 719 amino acids. Gene Ontology annotation, cellular component: nucleolus; TRAMP complex. Gene Ontology annotation, molecular function: poly(A) RNA polymerase activity; mRNA binding.
CUCGCUCCAGGAUACUUUCUACCCUGUUCUGCCUUCUGCAGUGCUGCUUGGCUUGUCCCAGAAGAAAUUCGCUUGGGUUGUUUAGUUAUCAGAUCUGCUGCUCAGCGUUAAUGUUCGACGAUUAUAUUGCCGUUUCUGUUAACUGCUGCAGCAGAUUUCUGUUAGCUCAUUACAGUACUGUACUUACUGGUGAUUGCGUCGGGGACAUCGUAAAUGCGGUAAUAAUAACUGGGGCUAUUCUCUGAUCACUGUGGCCUGUGGGAGUUCGGAAUUUAGACUGCUUUUAACUGUUCUUGUCAUGUUUUAUUUAAUUUUCGAUACGGAGAACUGAGACGCAGGGAACAAGAUCAUUAGAAAAAACAGGUCCCUUUCUUCCUCUGGACUGAAUCAACAGUUUAAGGGAAUACGCUCCCCGUGCCGAAGCCAAACGGAAACAUUCGCUAAUUUGACCACUCACUAUUGCGCGUUGGCGUUGAAAUUCCCGCCUUCAUACCCGUAUUUCACAACGUUAGCUCCGCCCGCCUGCGUAGGUUGUAGUUCUGUCUGGCCCGCAUUCUGUAAGAGCGCCGCACAACCCUGUCUGGCUUCAGUCACUAAGCAAUCGAGUUGUACGAGUUCGUACAACAACAACCAUCCACGCUACUGGGCCACUGGCUGAGUUUUCCAUUCAGCAAAGCAAACUGCCAAAAAAGAAAUCGGCUGCAUUAAACCGACCCAGGCGCUGGAAAGAGAACGGUUUAUCGCUCCAUUCUCUCGUUGGCGUGUGUCGUGUUUUUUCCCUUCUCAGCUUUCCUGCCACAUUUUUUACCCAUUUUAACUUGUUAUCUGUUACGGAGCUCUUUAUCUGCGCUGGACUGCGUUUUUUGGACAGCACAGUCUUUGUUUUCCGUUGUGACUUUCGUCGGAUCUGUACCUUUAUUUUAACAUAACUGGGAAUUUUGUCAAUUGCGCUAUCAUGCCGGACGCCCGAUCCGCGUGGUUGCAGCCGGAGCAGAUGGGCAGGACUGCCCGUGACUGGUCGGACAUCACCAAAGGCGCCUCCAAGCAGUUCCUCCCCACCCACCACCAUCAUCAGCACCAUCUCCAGAACCUCCAACACCAACAACGCCUGUUGGCCAACGGGAUUCUGGCUGUAUUUCCGGUGGUGCCCGUGAUGAUCGUCCCCACUCCUUCCCAUAUGCGCCACACCAGUCAGCCUCACCAUCAACACCCGGCUGCCUAUAAGUACAGGGAAGUCAAGCAGGCCCCGUCAGGGGUCCUGGGAGUGGGCAGCUCUAUACGCCAUUUCGGUGGGACUCCGUGGAGGGAUCCCGCCAGGAGAUACAACUCGGGGAUCAUCGGGCUGCACGAGGAGAUCGAAGAUUUCUAUGUAUGGAUGUCACCGACUGCCAGUGAGCGGCGGAUGCGUCAGGAUCUGGUCGACCGCAUUAGUGGCGUCAUCAAAGAAAAGUUUCCCGAAGCCACGGUGGACUACUUUGGCAGUUUCCGGACGGGUCUCUUCCUGCCAACCAGCGACAUCGAUAUGGUGCUCUUUGGCAAAUGGGAGGACACACUGCCGCUCCACGCCAUCCACCAGUCCCUCAUUGAAGCCGGUAUAUGUACGCCGGACGGCGUCAAGGUCCUCGACAAGGCUUCCGUGCCCAUCAUUAAAAUGACCGACCAGCACACGGGUGUCAAGGUAGACAUCAGCUUCAACAUGACAAACGCGGUGAACAGUGCCAAGUUAAUCGAGAAGUACAUGAGCCAGUAUGAAUGUCUACCCAAGCUGGUGUUGGUCCUCAAACAAUUCCUUCUCCAGCGUGAUCUGAACGAAGUGUUUACCGGUGGUAUCAGCUCCUACAGUUUGAUCCUGAUGACGGUGAGUUUCCUGCAGCUGCAUCCCCGUUACGUCCAGACCGAGCAAGCCAAUUUGGGGGUGUUGUUGAUUGAGUUUUUUGAGUUGUACGGACGGCAUUUUAAUUACAUGGAGACGGCCAUUCGGGUGAAGAAUGGUGGCACCUAUAUUACCAAAGACGAGAUGGAGAAAAGUAUGCCGCAAGGUUUCACCACGGCUUUCCUUAGCAUUGAAGACCCACUCCAAGAUGGUAAUGAUAUUGGACGGUCGUCGUACGGCGCGUUACAAGUCAAACAUGCUUUCGAUUAUGCCUACACUCAGCUGUCUCAUGCCGUAUUUGAUGAUGGUGGAUUUGUUGAUGCCGACUCGGAUGCGGAGAUUCCGACCGCCAGCAUUCUGGGCCGUAUCAUUCGCAUUGCGGACGAUGUGGUGAGCUAUCGGAACUGGGUGGAAAAGUGUUACGGUGACGGCAGCAAAGCGGGAGCUGGAAGCGUGGCCCAUUCUUCCAGCGCUAAAUCCUACGCCAGUAUUGUCAGCAUGAGCACACCGAAACAUCACGACCAUGGUCUGUCGUCCUGUGGCUCCUCCACCGCCUCGUCAUCCUCCUUUGACAACCGUUCCGUGUCGUCACGGGAUUCUGCCGGCUCUAGCAUCGGUGAUAGUGAUACGGAAUCGGAAUUGGCCAUGACCUCCAGCGCCACCGUCCGCGUCCACCAUUCCCCCACGCCCUCCAACCUUCCGGUCCACUUCCCGCACAACCAGGACCGUCCGGGUUCAGCUCCGCCCACCGGUCUCCACAAUCGCCCCCCCGUGACCACCAAAGACGCCUCGGUGCAAAGCGAUGUCAUUCCCCCGGAAACCGACCCCGAUGCCGACGACGACGCCCUGUCGGAAGCGAACUCCAUCCGCAGUGCCCGCAGCCAGCCGGACGAGAUCAAAGUCGUCUCCUACAACGACCCCAUCGCCAUUCCUCCGGCGCCCAGUACCCGUUCAUUGGACGGCAGUGAACGGCUGAACUACAAGGGCGCCGUCCUGAACAAUCAUCAUUCCGGUGGGAGACAUCUGCAGCCACCGCCGGGUGUCGUCCGCGGAGGGGGACAGGCGCCACCGCGUGGCGGUGUUACCUACCGGCGCGGCGGUGCUCACCAUCAUUUCUAUCAGAACGAGAACGAGGAGUGGAAUUAUCCGCGAAAUGGCGGUAAUAGGCUGCGGAAGACACGGGGAGGGAUGGUGCAGGGCGGCGUACCCCGCGGGCGGUAUAAUGGCGCGUACAAAUCGUAGCGGUGGCUGGUGUGUCGGUUGAUUAUCAUCCUCCUUGAUUCCCCCUUGCAACGAGAUUCUGGACUGUGCGGAGGGUCUUUGUAUAUCUUGUUCAAUUUGUCCCAUGGCGCGGAUAGUUUUUUCCAAAAAAAUUGAUUCAGUUUUUUUGGAGAAUUAUUUCGUUUGAAAAUUUUUUUUGUAAAAAUUCUUUUAAAUAUUUUCGCGGGGAAAAUGCAAAAAGGUUCUCUCAUUUUUUUUAAAAAUGGAUUUGAUUCAUUGUUCUCUUUACGGAGGGGAGUCCGAGUAGAGUUCGUCUGGCCGGGAAAAAAAUCGUGGAAAAGCAGUAUUCGAGUGGAGCAGAAUGUUGGUUGUCUUUGAAGCGAUGGCUUUAAAUGUGUUGACAUGUUGUUUUUGGAUAAAUUUGAUGAAACGAGUCAGUUGUGAUUGAAUGUUCGGAUACGAUAUUUGAGAUAUAGAUGGGAGAAAGAGAGGAUUUUUUGUAUUUUGUCCGUGGAAUAUGCUGCGGUUAUAGCUGUGUUUUGGGUCUUCUCAUCCAUUCCUCACUUUAUCGCUCUUAUUAUUUUUUUGAUUGAUUAGGAAUUUUUGAAUUAUACCUGUACACACAACAUGCGCGCCGCUAUCAUCCUGCUGCGUUCUUUUCUAAUUGAGCAACGUUAUUCUUUGUUUGUUUGGCCUGGGAAAUUUAACUACUGGUGCCAGUUUUUGUUUGUCUCCUUUCUCCAGCGUUUAUUGUGCAUGUAUAAUUAUGAUUAUUAUGGCCAUUCUGCAACUGACUCGUCAGCGAUGUGUCGGCUUGAUGUGAAUUCUUAUGUCCAGUGUGUGUUUUUGUCGAGGCUGUUGAGCAGCGCACACCAAAAAAAUAUAAACUGCCCAGAAACUUC